Plasmodium yoelii is the source of this 7206-nucleotide messenger RNA. Its product is annotated as ookinete protein. The transcript has a single exon. The coding region runs from base 1 to 7206 and encodes 2401 amino acids. NCBI's taxonomy places the organism in Eukaryota, Apicomplexa, Aconoidasida, Haemosporida, Plasmodiidae. The record is from RefSeq and is a predicted model, not a curated record.
AUGAACAAAAAAUUUGUGUUAGCAUUGUCUUAUUUAGUACUUUGUGUGCAUUUUAUUAUAGCAAGCACAAAAGGAAACCAAGAUGAAUUUGAUGGAGGAAAAGAUGUAAGAGAUUCGUUUCUUGAGAAAAGUAUAUCAAAAAGACAAUCGCCACCAUGUGUAGGUGAUGAGUGUUUUUGUCAAAGUUAUUACGAUUUAACUUUGAUUUUAGAUGAAUCGGGAAGUAUCAAAAAAAAACAUUGGGUGAAGUAUGUUGUCCCAUUUACAGAACAAAUUGUAAAGGGUUUAAAAGUAGGCGAAAAUGAUAUUCACGUGGGAAUUUUAUUAUUUGCCUUGAAGAAUAGAGAUUAUAUUACUUUUGAUAAUGAUAUACGAUACAAAAAAACUGAACUUUUGAAAAAAGUAAAUGAUCUAAAUGACGAUUAUCGUUCAGGAUCAGACACAUAUAUCUUAGAAGCUUUAAAAUAUUCAAUGAACAAAUAUUCAAUGAGCAAAAAUGCAAGGGAUGAUGCACCAAAGGUAACGAUAUUAUUCACCGAUGGUAAUGAUAGACAUGCAUCUAAGUCUGAAUUUCAUAAGAUGUAUUCCGAAUAUCAAGAAAAGCAUAUAAAAUUGUUAGUUCUGGGUGUUUCAGCUGCAGAAGAGAAAAAAUUAAAAGUUAUAGCUGGGUGUGAGGAGCAUUCCAGUUGCCCAAGUGCUAUGAAAGCAGAAUGGGAAACUAUAAAUAACAUAACAAAUAAAUUAACUAAUAAAAUAUGUGAUACAGAAUCUGAGUCCAAUAUAAUCCCUGAACCAGAACCAGAACCAGAACCAGAAACAUCCCAACCAAUUCCAUGUAUUGGGGAUGAUUGCUUUUGCAAAGAUUAUUAUGAUUUAACUUUAAUUUUAGAUGAUUCAGGAAGCAUUACACUAAAUAAAUGGGAGAAAGAUGUUAUUCCCUUUUCAGAAAAACUUAUAAAUAAUUUAAAUAUAGGUAAAGAUAACGUACAUGUAGGAAUUAUGCGUUUUUCAAAAGAUAUAGUAAUUGAUGUUGAUUAUAGUCAAGAUACAAGAUAUAUAAAAAAUGAGUUGGCAAAUAUAGUUGAAGGGCUAAGUAAAAAGUAUAGAUAUGGAUCACGUACCGAUAUCGUGGAUGCAUUAGAUUAUUCUCUAAAAAACUUCACAAGACAUCCAAAUAGUAGGACAGAUGCCCCUAAAGUAACAAUCCUUUUUACUGAUGGAAAUGAUACUUCUAAAACGUUAGCAGAAGAACGUAAUAUGGGAAUAUUAUAUAGAUCUGAACAAAUAAGGCUAAUUUUAGUAGGAGUUGGUCAAGCAUCUUCAAUUGAUUUAUACGCAUUAGCAGAUUGUGAUCAUGGUAAACAUUGCCCUCAAGUUAUAGAAUGCAAAUGGAACGAUCUAACUGGUAUAACAUCAGUUAUUACAGACAAAAUAUGUGAUAUCGAAUCAGGAGAAAAUUCAAAUCCAUCUGAGACCCCUGAAUCAUCUGGUGUUACCAAUCCAACCGAGACCCCUGAAUCAUCUGGUGUUACUAAUCCAACCGAGACCCCUGAAUCAUCUGGUGUUACCAAUCCAACCGAGACCCCUGAAUCAUCUGGUGUUACCAAUCCAACUGAGACCCCUGAAUCAUCUGGUGUUACUAAUCCAACUGAGACCCCUGAAUCAUCUGGUGUUACCAAUCCAACCGAGACCCCUGAAUCAUCUGGUGUUACUAAUCCAACAAAUCCAGAUAACGUUGUAUCUUGCCAAAAUGAUGAGGAUUGUUAUUGUAAAGAUUUUUAUGAUGUUACAUUAAUUUUAGACGAAUCAGCAAGUAUAGGUGAAUCCAGAUGGGUACUGGAAGUUAUUCCAUUUGCAAAAGAUAUUAUAAACCAUUUAAAUAUAGACUAUGAUUCAGUACAUGUAGGAGUUUUACUUUUUUCUCAUUACGCUUUGGAUCUUGUUCCAUUUUCAGAUGAGGCACGAUACAAUAAAAUUAGCCUUCUAAAAAAAAUAGAUAGUUUAAAAACAAAUUAUGGAAAUGGAUACGAAUCAUUUAUUGUUAAAACAUUAAAGUAUGCAUUAUAUAAUUACAUAAAAGACUCAGGUAGAAGUAAUGCACCUAAAAUAACAAUGUUGUUUACUGAUGGAAAUGACUCUAGUGAAUCCGAUAUGGACAUGUAUAAUAUAGGAUCAUUGUAUAGAACAGAAAGAGUAAAAUUAUUAGUAAUAGGUGUUUCUAUGGCUAGUGAAAAUAAACUAAAACAAUUAGUAGGUUGUGCACAAAAUGUACCGUGUCCAUUUGUUAUUAAAACAGAAUGGGGAACUCUAGACGCUCUAUCAAAGGUAUUUGUUGAUAAAAUAUGUGACACAGGAUCAAUAUUACCACCAGAAAGUAACAAACCUGAAACAGAAGUACCUACUCCACAAUGCAUAGGAAAUGAUUGUUUUUGUCAUGAUAUAUAUGAUUUAACAGUAAUAUUAGAUGAAUCAGGAAGUAUAGGAAGUUAUAAUUGGAAAAAUCAAGUUUAUCCAUUUACUGAACAAUUUAUUAACAACUUAGAAAUAUCUGAGGAUAAGGUUCAUGUUGGAAUCAUGCUAUUUGCACAAUUCAAUAGAGAUUUUGUUAUGUUUUCUGACAAAGAAAGUUAUGACAAAGAACAUAUGAUGAAACUAAUAAAAGGCUUGAAAGAUUCUUAUAAAUCAGGAGGAUAUACAUAUAUAAUAGAGGCUCUAAAUUACGGUUUGGAAAAUUAUACACACCAUAAAGAUAGUAGAUCAGAUGUGCCUAAAGUGACAAUGCUAUUUACUGAUGGAAAUAACACUAAUCCAGGAGAUAAAUUAUUAUCAGAUGCAAGUUUGUUAUAUAAAGAAGAAAAUGUAAAAUUGCUAGUUGUUGGUGUUGGCGCAUCUACUAUGGCCAACUUACGAUUACUUGCAGGUUGCCACAAAACAGAUGGAGAUUGUCCACUUGCUACGAAGACCGAAUGGAAUAAUCUUCAAGAUAUAUCAAAAUUAAUGGCUGACAAAAUAUGUAAUGCAGAGACUCCAGAAAUUGAAGAGCCUGAAUCUACAUGUCUAGGUGAUGAAUGUAUAUGUGGGGAUUAUUUUGAUUUAACACUUAUUACCGUUCCAAUAACUACCCUAGAUUAUAAUCAUAGAACUGGAUUUACAAGAUAUGCUAGAAACAUAAUUAACAUGUUUAAUAUUGGUAAAAAAAAUAUCCAUGCAUCGAUUUCUAUGUAUUUAGGAGUAAGAAGUGUCAAUAUAGAUUUCGACGAUGACCUAACACAUGAUAAAAAAGGAUUAUUAAUGGCACUAGAUCAAAUGAAUCAUUAUUUUGCUGAGGAAGAAACAAAUAUAACUGAAGCUCUAGAAAUAGGAUUAAAACAAAUAUUUGGAAAAGGUAACAGAGAAAAGGCUCCAAAGAUUGCUUUGUUACUUACAGAUAGUAAUAAUGAUGCAUAUGAAAAAAGCAAACUUGAGAAUAUAUCAAAAGAGUAUACAGAUAAAGGUGUUAAACUUUUAGUAAUGGGAAGAGUUGAAUUAUCUAAGGAAAUAUUAUUCGUUGCAGGAGGAUGUGAUAUAAAUAAUGAUACAUGCCCAAAUGUACUUAUAUAUAAUAGUUUCAUUAAUGAUAAUACCGCUGAAAAAUUCUUAGAAGAAAAUAUAUGUGAUAACAGUAAUGGAAAUGGUAAUGGAAAUGGUAAUGGAAAUGGUAAUGGAAAUGGAAAUGGAAAUGGAAAUGGUAAUGGUAAUGGAAAUGGUAAUGGAAAUGGUAAUGGAAAUGGUAAUGGAAAUGGUAAUGGAAAUGGCAAUGGAAAUGGUAAUGGUAAUGGUAAUGGAAAUGGAAAUGGAAAUGGUAAUGGAAACGGAACUGGAAAUGGUAAUGGAAAUGGCACUGGAAAUGGUAAUGGAAACGGAACUGGAAAUGGUAAUGGAAAUGGCACUGGAAAUGGCACUGGAAAUGGCACUGGAAACGGCACUGGAAAUGGCACUGGAAAUGGCACUGGAAAUGGCAAUGGAAACGGCAAUGGAAAUGGCACUGGAAAUGGCAAUGGAAACGGCAAUGGAAAUGGUACUGGUAGUGGAAAUGGAAAUGGAAAUGGCACUGGAAAUGGCACUGGAAAUGGAAAUGGAAAUGGUACUGAUAAUGGAAAUGGCACUGGAAAUGGAAAUGGAAAUGGCACUGGAAAUGGCAAUGGAAACGGCACUGGAAAUGGCACUGGAAACGGCAAUGGAAAUGGAAAUGGUACUGAUAAUGGAAAUGGAAAUGGCACUGGAAAUGGCAAUGGAAACGGCACUGGAAAUGGCACUGGAAACGGCAAUGGAAACGGCAAUGGAAAUGGAAAUGGUACUGAUAAUGGAAAUGGAAAUGGCACUGGAAAUGGAAAUGGAAAUGGCACUGGAAAUGGCAAUGGAAACGGCACUGGAAAUGGUACUGGAAAUGGCAAUGGAAACGGCACUGGAAAUGGCACUGGAAACGGCAAUGGAAAUGGUACUGAUAAUGGAAAUGGUACGGGUAAUGGAAAUGGAAAUGGUACUGGAAAUGGAAAUGGUACUGGUAAUGGAAAUGGUACUGAUAAUGGAAAUGGAAAUGGUACUGGAAAUGGAAAUGGUACUGGUAAUGGAAAUGGAAAUGGUACUGGUAAUGGAAAUGGUACUGAUAAUGGAAAUGGAAAUGGAAAUGGUACUGGUAAUGGAAAUGGAAACGGAAAUGGAAAUGGAAAUGGUACUGGAAAUGGAAACGGAAAUGGAAAUGGAAAUGGUACUGGAAAUGGAAAUGGAAACGGAAAUGGUAAUGGAAAUGGUACUGGUAAUGGAAAUGGUACUGGAAAUGGAAAUGGAAACGGAAAUGGUAAUGGAAAUGGCAAUGGAAAUGGUAAUGGAAAUGGAAAUGGCGUUGGUAAUGGUACUGAUAAUGGCAAUGGUAAUGGUAGUGGAGAAUCAGGAGGUUCCCCUUUACCACCAAGUAUUCAAUGUGACGAUGAGUUUUGUGAAGAAUGUGAUGAUGAUGUAUGUGAUAACAAUCCUACAUGUAAAAAAGCUAUGGAUAUAGUUAUAGCAUUAGAUCAAUCUAGAGGAAUUACUAAUUUACAAUGGACAACUUAUGUAAAACCAUUUAUGGUACACACAGUUAAGGAAAACUAUUUAUCCCAAAAUCGAUCACAUGUAACAAUAGUAAAAAUGAGAGCAAACAAAGGUAAAGAACAAUGGGGUUUAUAUAGAAAAUUAAGUUAUAAAAAAAAUAGAAUUCUUAACAAAAUUGACAAAUUACAAAUGUCCUAUUCCAAUAUAAUAAAUUUGGCAGAUAAUUUAAAAUAUAUAAGAACAAAAACUUUUAAAAGGACACCUGCACAUAAAAAAAAAUUAAUUGUAAUGUUAGUUGAAGGUAAAUCAAAUACCGAUUUAAAUGAAUUGAGAAGAGAGAUUGAACUUUUGAAAUUAAAUAAAAUAACUUUAUAUGUAUAUGCAAUAGAUAAUAUUGACGAAAAGGAAUAUAAAAUACUUGGAGAUUGCGAAGGACCAUCUUCUAUAUGUGAAAAUAUAGUUAAAGUAUCUUGGGAAAAUUUAUUAUCUUCUGUAGAAAUACAUAAUAAAUUUAUUUGUAAUAAAUACCCCGAAGAUGCAGAAUGUUCUGAAUGGGGAGAAUGGAGUCCAUGCCCUCAAUUAUCAUGUGAUAGUGCUGUUAGCAGAAGAGAAAGAAAAAAACCAUAUUAUACAUUAAAGGAAGAAGGAUAUAGUGGCACUGAAUAUGGAGAUUCAUGUAUGGAUUUAGGUUCCAUAGAAUAUAGAUCAUGCCCUGUAAAAGAUGAAUGUAAUGAUAUUUGUGGUGAUUUUGGUGAAUGGAGCCAAUGUAGUACUUCCUGUGGAGAUGGAAUAAGAAUGAGAACCAGAAAUGCAUCACCAGAUAAUAGCAUGUGCCAAACAUUUAAUAAAACUGAAAUAGAACCAUGUAAUAUUCAAAGUUGUGGUUCUACAGAGAUAUGUGAAGAUAUUGGUGAUUGGAGCGAAUGGUCUUCUUGCUCAAAAACAUGUGGAUAUUCUAUUAGAGAAAGAAAAUUUACAAUUUUUCCAGAAAGUAUAGACGAGCAUUCUUAUUGUGAACAUUUUGAGAAAAUUGAAACAGAGGUAUGUUCAGUUCCAAAAUGUGAAAAUGAAGAAUGUUUUGAUUGGGAAGAUUGGAGUGAAUGGUCAGCACCAUGUGGACCCAGAAAAAGAGUUCAAAGAGCCCGUUUACAUAAAAAUAAAUCUGGAAAUCCAUCAACUAUUCCUAGCCCAAAUAAUGGACAAAAUGAUAAAUGUGAAGAUUUUUAUCAAGAUAAAAUUGAAUAUGAUGAAGAAUCUAGUUGCCCUGAUAAUACAUGUGGUAGCUGGUCAGAAUGGUCCGAAUGUGAUCGACCAUGUAAUGCUGGAAUGAGAAUAAGGAAUUUUAUUACAAAUAUAGUCAGUUUGAAUGGAGAAAAUGAUGAUGAAUGUUUAGAAACUUAUAAUAAAAUAGAAAAUGAACCUUGUUUAGAUUUACCUGUAUGUAAUUCUGGAGAAUGUAAUGAUUGGGAAACAUGGGUUGAUUGUAAAACAGAUAAGGACUCCUACAGCUGUCAUAUGCCAAAUAAAAGAAUCCUUACAAGAAAAUUAGACUUAUUAAAGAAUCCAAAAAGUGACACAGCGGAAGCUUGUAAUGAUUAUUCUCUUUUUAGAGAAGAAGAUUGCCCAAUAGGAAAUACUCCUUGUGUUGAUGCUUUAUGUAAUGAAUGGGAUGAAUGGGGAAGCUGUUCAGAAACAUGUGGAUUAGACUCAUUCAGAAUUAGAAAAAGAAAAGAACCAUUAGAGUUAAUACCAGCCUCUUCAGAUAUCGAUGGAAACAUUGGUUUAACUUGUGAAGAACAAAAUGUACGAAUUGAAGAAAAAGAAGCUUGUAAUGUUCCUGCUUGUGUACCUCCCGUUUUAGAUGGAUCAAAUACAAAUACUGGUGAAGAUGGUGAAGGUGGUAGUAGUGGUGAGGGUUUUGGUACAGGUGAGAAAAUUUCAAUGGCUGCAGGUAUAAUUGGAUUAGUAGGUUUAGCAGCUGGAGGUUUAAUAUAUGGUUAUAAUACAUUAAAUGGAGGAGAGACACCACAUAACUCUAAUAUGGAAUUUGAAAAUGUUGAAAAUAAUGAUGGUAUAAUUGAAGAAGAAAACGAAGAUUUUGAAGUUAUCGAUGCAAAUGAUCCAAUGUGGAAUUAA